Molecule: messenger RNA, 5175 nt
Organism: Onychostoma macrolepis
Lineage: Eukaryota; Metazoa; Chordata; Actinopteri; Cypriniformes; Cyprinidae
Gene: plekha4
Product: pleckstrin homology domain-containing family A member 4
Exons: 20
Coding region: 102-3206 (1034 amino acids)
Source: RefSeq, a predicted model, not a curated record
GCUGGAAGUUGCUGUUGGGUACCGAAAACAGACCAGCUAAAAACAGAUUUAAUGAACAGGCCUGCAUUACCAAUGAAGCUAGUUCAUAUGGAAAAUACGGCAUGUAUAGCAGCUCUAAACGAAGAACUGGAGUGCAUCCCAGAAGCCCUGCAAUGAUGGAGGAUCAGGACAGAGUCAGUCAGGCCUCCAGCAGCGCCACAGUGUCCUUUCUGCCGAUCAGAGACGAGUGUCAUGAAAAAGUGCAGACGUUUGGAAAGAGAUGUCAAGCGGCGAAGAGAGACCCCAACUGUCCUGUGGUGAUCAGAGGAUGGCUGUACAAGAGGGACAGCACUGGACUGAAAUUGUGGAAAAGAAGAUGGUUUGUUCUCUCCAAUUACUGCCUGUAUUAUUAUAAAGACAGCCGUGAGGAGUCUGUGCUGGGCAGUAUUCCUCUCCCCAGCUACAGGAUUCUCUACUGCUCGCCUAGAGAGUGCAGGAACCGGAAAUAUGCUUUCAAGGUUGUUCAUCAGGGGAUGCGGCCGUACAUCAUGAGCGCUGAAACCCAGGAGGACAUGUUGGGUUGGGUCAGGGCUCUCAGCCAAUCAGCAAGCAUGGAGGCUGAUGACAUCAUCAACAGACGCUGUGCCAGUUUUCAGGACUUCACUCAGAUGGGAGAUAACCCUGAAACCAUGGAGCUCCAGCACAUGGCCAUGUUUCCAGAACGAAACACCCAGACCGCAACAAAACUGAGCAGGGUGCAGACAGAACCGACUCUACUGGAUCAAGACAUGAUGGGAAUUAAAAUGAAGACACCAGAGCUGAGAGGAAGACAUGAGAACAGACCAAUCGCACCUGAAGCUACUGAGUAUUCUCAGAGUUUUCUGAAGGCAGAUGAGGAACCUCUUUCCUUCCUACAUUCGAAGGCAACCUUCAAGCAACCUUCAUUUCCCAGAGAUCAGUAUGGGUCACCGUGUCACGGUAAUAUGGGCAGAGCAGACGUUUGGCCCUUGGAUAACUGCUCAAGUGCUCCAAUGUCACCCUGCAUCUACACGCCUGAGUUUCCAUGUUCUGUGUGCUACUGUUCCAACUACCACACGGCAGAACACAUGGCAAUGUGCAAGGCAGGUAAAUCAGACAUCGUCAUAGAGAGAGAAAUACAACCAAUCAGAGAUCUGGAAAACGAUACAGAUGUGGUUCUCACUCGUCUGUGUGGUUGUGAUAAACUUCUGCAGUCCGUCUCUAUGCAGCUGGCUCAGUUACAGGCAGAUAAGAAAAGCAUUGAGUAUGCUUUAGAAAUCAAAUGGCUGGGGAUGGAAGACGGACUUCCUGGAGAGCAGGAAGUAUCCCAGAAGACUUUGCUUCAGGAGGAGCUGGUUACACUCCGAGCCAGAAUUUGUGAUUUGUCAUCGGAGAUGGACAGUUUGUGGAGUGAUUACGAACGGAUGGAGAGCGAGCUGUCCGUUUUCCAUUCUCAUCUCCAACACAUCCUUCACUUCGGAACGCCACAGGAGCAGAUUCAGGCACAGAGGCAGCUCUGGAUGAUGGAGGAUAUCUUGUGUGGUUUGAGGGUGAACAAGAACCGCUUUAUGGCCUUAUUGGGUCUACAGAGGCAGGGUGCUCCUCAGCCAAAGCCCGUUUCCUACUUUGAAGGCGAGUUAGGAGGUCUCAGCAUGGAGUGUGUGACCGAAGCGGAGCAGCAGGACUACAUGAAGAUUCACCAGAGUUACAAGAAAUGGACCCAAGAGAGUCCUGCCAAUGACAGCAGGAUGAGUUCUGAACAUGAAGCCUCACAUGAACCGCUGCGUCUGACACGCGUUGUGACAUCUACCCUUCCGACAUCACUAAUCGCAGAGCGCAUUUUUGUGGACGACCCCUAUCCUGAGCCACCCGAACAAAUCAGUCUACAGUCAGGACUGAGGAACAGCCAGAGGAGAGCAGCAAAGAAACCCAGCAGAACUCUGCAUGAGACGACUGACAAAAACAGACACUUACACUGGGCCGACGGACCGGAAGAGAUGCAACAAAAGAAACCGGCUCAAAAUCACAACAGCAGUGCCAGAGAGAAGGCACUGGCUGAGAGAAAGAUCUGGACACAUCGUCAGCAAGAGCUUGAGCCUGGAGCCUUGUGCCUUACAAACUCUGAGUCUGACUGUGACGCCGCCAUGAGCUCUCAGAAACGCCAAACUAAACCCAGACAAACGGAUAAAAGAGACAGAAAUAUGAGUGCCGCCAGAGAGCACUUUAUAGACGACAUUCAUCCCUUGAAACUCAUUACAGCCAGUGAAAAAGAGACAGAGAAGUACACAGCAGAUUCUGCUGUUGUAAACUUGAGUAACGGCUACAGCGGUGAUAGGCGCAAAUUUAAAAGCCACAGCAAUGAGUCGGCCAACCCAAUAAAGCCACAAUGUGGUGAUGCAAAAGUGCACAAUGAAUUCAAGGACAAAACAUCACAACAAUCAUCUCGCAAUGACAUCAUCGUCAUAGAAAGCCACUCCAUCAAUCAUAUUUCAACUCUUACGGUGUUUAAGGGACAUCAGGGAAACAAUCAAAUGCACAAACCUCAUAAAAAGAACAGAAGUUCUGACCGACAAAAGUAUUCAGUCUCCACUAAUGUGAAAUCUGAGUGUUUUCUGUCAAAUAACAGACAGUGCGAGUUAGUCCCGGUCUACGUUCAUGACGCAAACCCUCAAGAAUCUUUCCCUCCAGUGGAAAAUCAACAACCAGGUCAGGGAACCAAUCAAACGCUUGAUAAACCAGAGGGAGGAGACUGUGGGCGGAGCCAAAGUCCCAAAACAACAUUCGAAAUGGCACAAGCUAAUGGAAUUAAAGAAAUGCCCAAUCAAUCACCAGACGCUCAACCAAUCACAUCGACUGACAAUCAACUGACACCCACCUCUGACCAAUCCAAGCCAGAGCCAUGCAUUUAUGAGGAAAUCCAGUUUAGCUCGCCAAGAUCAGCAGAUGUCGAAGAGAAUCAGAAGAAUCAAACCAGUGGAGAUGAAACACAACCAUCAAACCUCACCGAAAACAAACCUGGACCGUCUCGCACUGAGAGCAAUGGGGAGUACAGUACGAAAAAUACAGAGAAAAGUCAACCAGGAAGUGAUGUUACGUGCAAGAGUGGGAAAAAGCAGAAAGUUUACAGCUCCUUAAUAAAAAGCUCAGUGAUAAAUCAUCAUGUCCAGGACUGCCGGCCGCGGAUAACCGUGGUCAGCACCAGCCUGUAGACUACAGAGAAGCUGCAGGAAGUGUGAGAGGCAAUAAGACACAAAAAAGAAAGAAGAGUUGGAAUACAUGAAGUGAAUAGAAAGCAAAUAGUAAGAUAAAAGUAUUAAACAUGGAAUUAAAGCUUCAGUCCUGAACGGAAUAUAAUCACAUCAUUUCUUGUGAAACUGCAGUUUUAGUUGAGAAUGGGUCACAUUGGUGCUGAUUAAACACUGUGGUCAUUUUUGUGUCAUUUAGCAACCGUCAUGAGAAGAAUUCAUCAUUUUAUACAUGCACACUAAAAUUCUUUGACUACUAAGAUAAUACCUCUAACUGCAUAAAACUCUUACCCCCGGUUUCACAGACAAGGCUUAACCUAGUCCCAGACUAAAAUGUAAGGCUGAGCUGUUUCAACUGAAAUAAACUUGCACUGAUUGAUCUUAAAACAUAUCAGUGCCUUUGUUUUGUCUCAAGAUGCAGACCAGUAAUGUUUUUUUUCUAAGCACAUUCAUAAAAAUUGCUUAAAUGUCCUAAUUGAACUAAUCCUGGUUUACUCUAAGCCCCGUCUGUGAAACCGGGCCUUAAAAUGAUUAAUUGACAUGGAAAUAUUCCUCACAUUUCUACAAGUGCAUUAAUCAGUUAUCAGCUUUGUGAUUUGUUUGACCAAUGAUAGUCUCAUAUUGUAAACACAUCUGUGGCUUAUUAAUAGCUUUCUGUGAUUUUGCCAAGUGAGACAUAGUUCCUGGAUCAACAUCCUUGUUAGACUUCCUAUAAACAGACAGAUUUUAAGGUUAUCAGUUUAGUUACAGAUUAAGACUGUUUGUCUGACAGAAAUGUUGGUCCAGAAGCAAAUAAAAGUUUUUGAUCCAGGAAAAUGUUCUGCAUGGCAAAAGUCAUAAUAAUAUAUUAGAAGUGUUUUAUUAAAAGAACUUUGUACUUUCAUUGCAGUGUUAUGUGAUGCUGUUUUGUUGUUGUUAUCUAGGCUAAUUAAAUCAUCUCAUGUUUUGAUCCUACAUAUUCUUUUAUUGUUGUAUUUAACAACAGCAAACUGAUCUGGAUAUAAUGUUAUGCAUUGGAAACGUUGACUUGUGAGCAUUCACCCAAUUCUGAAAAAUGAAAGUUUCGUCAUCAUUUACUCACCCUCAUGUUGCUCCAGACCCCUAUGAUUUACCUUCUUCUGUGGAACACAAAAUAUGUUUAGGCCAGUCAUGGUCCAGAACUGAAAACAGUUCAGAACAUUAGCCUACUUUCUGAAGCCAUGUGUGAGGAAUAGCCUAAACCGAGAUUUAAGUCUUAAUAUCUCCUGAAUCUCCUAUAGCCCGUGACUGUAAACAGAUAUCAAACAAAUUAACUGUGAGCAAAGUGACAUUUCUGAUUAAACAAACUCUGAUUUGAGAUUAUGAAUAAACCGUUUUGAUUCGUCACGGUGACUCGAAUCGCUUUCAAAUCUGUUCAGUGUUCACUAAAGAAAUUCGUUCAGAAUCCUUCACUGAUUCGUUAAGUGACCGUCCCUGCGUUCCAUUCGGAAGGGCUCAUCCCUGUGCCCUAACCCCUUCAAAGGGUUUACCCUCCGGAGUGAGAGCUUCGAAGGGUUGAAGGGUGUAGGGGACCAAACAACUGUUUCUUGAAGUGCCCUUCUGUGUCAUCAUCCCGUGCCCACACGGAGGCGCCAUCAUCAUGGAAAGAAUCAGCGCAAAGGAUCAUGGGAGCCCGAAGUGUCCAUCAGUUAUACCCUUCGAAAUCCUUCAUUUCAAGUGGCUAGUUUUGAGCACUUCAGUUUGGAACGACCCUUCAAUAUGGCGGCCAUGAUUGUUUUCACAAUAACUGUGAUAUAUCCCGUUUGGAACGCACCGUCCUUCUGCAGGUUAGGCUAUGUCAUUACGACAGCGCUCGCCAAUUGUUCAAUUAGUUUACUAAUGAGAUGACUUAUUCAGUGCCACUCCGCGUUCAGAUUCACAAAAUUUCAGUAAAAGGGGGCAUGAUCGUUCAGUA